Messenger RNA from Zeugodacus cucurbitae (melon fly), 8911 nucleotides. RefSeq names its product polyamine-transporting ATPase 13A3 (gene anne). Gene Ontology annotation, biological process: polyamine transmembrane transport; intracellular calcium ion homeostasis. Gene Ontology annotation, cellular component: membrane. Bases 4171 to 8832 code for a protein of 1553 amino acids. Gene Ontology annotation, molecular function: ATPase-coupled monoatomic cation transmembrane transporter activity; ATP binding; P-type ion transporter activity. The transcript has 11 exons. NCBI's taxonomy places the organism in Eukaryota, Metazoa, Arthropoda, Insecta, Diptera, Tephritidae. The record is from RefSeq and is a predicted model, not a curated record.
ACAAAUUGGGUCUCAAUUGCACAGUUUUCUUGUUGGUUUAUUAACAAAUUGCGGAUAUGAACUUUAAAUCAUGCUAAUAGCACAAUUCACUUAGAAAGUGAGCUUUAUAAACAACAGACAGCUACUGAUGAAGAAUAUCCUUUAAAAUCGUAUGUAUGUGUAAUAAAUGGGAAAUUCCAAGCAAAAACCCACAAUGGCCGAUAAUUAGAUGCAGUUUGAUAGUGUAAAUCUUGCAACUGUUCAAGGUGUUUGUCAAUAUUAAAUAGUCUAUCGUACAUUUUGAGAUGGAAAAAGUUGUUACAUUAAUGAAAUCAUGAUCAAGUUAUAUAAAGACCACGCUAUAGAGAAUUACGCUUAUUCAAUAAUAUCUCAAUUUAAGAAAACCAGCGUAUACUAAAAACGCCCAAUUCCUAACAUUUAGUUUAACUUUCAGUUUGUUAAUUUAACACAUGCUGUCCAACCACACAUUAAUAUUUUGUGUACUUUUCAUAUAAUCAAUAAAAGUCGGCGUUUUAAGUUAUUUCAUAUGACGUUUUUAAUGAUGAAGAUUUUAUAUGGUUGUUAAUAGUAUUUAUUCUAACGUUAUACAGCUUAACAUCGUAAUUGGCAAUAAAUGUGUUAAAAACGUAUUCAACAAGUUAAUACGCUAGAACCUGAAGGAUUAAAAGGGUUCUAGCCGCCUCAAUUUCCUCAUUGAAUAAAUAAGUUCUCUAGUUUCUACUCCAUUUACUGUUUUCUAAUAAAACGAAAAAUCCCGGUCAUCCAAAAAUAUUUUUAUUGCUUGUUAUUAUUAUACAUUCAUUGUAAAAACUACAAAUAUUCUUAUUAUAUCUCUAGGGAUAAGCUAAAGGGUGUUUUUUUAGACAUUUGGAAACGAAAAAUAAAACAGAUAUAAUUUAAUGCUAUGCCUAAGAAUUUAGCUUUAUUACAAAUUUGAGGAUUUGCCUUCAUAUUUUAAAUUUCUUUAGCCACAAACUUCUGAGUAUAAGUCAAGUAGCAGCAGUUAAAAAGUCCAAUUCCGCAGAAAGUAUUGACGUCUAAAAAAAUCACCGGUCUUAAACCAUUUUUCCAUGAUAUUAUUUUUUAUUAUUAUUAAGUACUUCAGUUUAUAACCAGUUAAUCAGUUUUAUUUAGAUGUAGUAGAAUUCUCAAUGAUUCUCCUUGUGUCAUGAAUUUUUAAUAAUUAAAUAUAUUUCAGUCCUGUAUGGGCUUUUUCGAGGACUCUGAUUGUAUCAGUACUUUGUAAGUUUAGUUGUAAAUCACGGGCGCAACCCCUUGCAGCGGGGUUGUAUUUUAUUCUUACAUCAAAUUGGAAUUGAGCCCAAGCCCGUGCCUGAGAAAGUUUAGGAUGAAAGUUAUUCCGUGUUGUAAGAAUCUGUCUCUGCAUCCAAUAACAACGGAGUGCUUCAAAUAACAUCGAUGAGCGUCAAUAUUAUUUACGGGUACUGCUGCUGCAACAACUUCCACAUGUACGUCACGUUCGCACACCUACGAUUCCGAUAGCUUCACUGAGACAGACCCUUACAAUUUCAAAACCAGGGAGUCCAGAGAAAGUUCGAAAAGUUAAACAACUACUCAAAUCUUGUAAUUGACAAAGUUUUUUUUUAUUACAAUUACCGAAAAAAAUUUUGAGCCAAUAUUUGGCGAAAAUUUGAACAAAAAUACAAAUUUUAAUAUUUUAAUUUUUUCCAUCGUUCAAUAAUGAGAUUUAUCCAUUUACCAAAGAAAUAUUUUUGUUUUUAUACUCUCGCAACAAAGUUGCUGAAGAGAUAACUUGAGUGAUAAUUGAGAUAUCUUAAUGAAACGUGGAACACCGUGAGAGGGUUGCUUUCGAAAAUGGGCAAAAUCUGACAACUGCCACGCCCACAAAAUGGCAAAAAGCGAAAACAUAUAAAGUGUCAUAACUAAGCCAUAAAUAAAGUUAUGGAAGUUAAAUUUGGUACAGAAGAUCACAUUUGAGAGAGGCAUAUUUGGGUGGGGAAGUGGGCGUGGCAAACCUUGCAAACCAAUAAAGAUAUAUAAACCAAACUUUCUGCAGUCGGUUCCCUUACGUAUCCUAUCACAUACCAUGGAAAUAGUUGAAAUCGGAUAAUAACCACGCCCACCUCCCAUACAAAGGUUAGGUUGAAAAUUAUUAAAAGUGCGCUAACUCACUAACGGAAAACAUCAGAAACACUAAAUUUUACAGGAGAAAUGGCAGAAAGAAGUUGCACUGAGACUUUUUUACAAAGUGGAAAAUGGGCGUGGUGUCGUAUAACUAAUGGGUCAAAAACCAUAUCUCAGGAACUACUCGACCAAUCUCAAUGAAAUUCGGUAUAUACAAUUUUCUUAUAUAAUAUUUCCUGAUAACACAUCAACAUUGGGCAAAAUCGGCUCACAACCACGACUACUUCCCAUAAAACUCAUUUUUGAUUCCAUCUCAUUCCUCUACUUAAUAAUAUAUAUGUAAAUAUGGAACCAAUGAAGAUAGCGGAAAAAAACUUUGCACAAAUACUGUAUAUGAUUGUGUCACUACUUAUGAAAAAAUUGCAGAAAUCGGACUAUAACUUUUCAAGGCCCCGGAUAUUGAACAUGAAGAACUCAGUGGCUAAGAUUUACACCAGUACCUGAAUGAAAAUAUUACUCACAUUUACAACAUGUGUCGUUGCAAAUAAUAACUAAUAUAUUUAAUAAAAAUAGCUCUUUGAAUAUGAAUUUAAACCGCUUGAUUGCCGGUCAAUUAAUAUUUGUGAAACCUUGUUAUAUUUAAAAAAUUACGUAAGCCGUAUGGUUACAUUAACUGCUAUACAACCAAUCAUCAUUCGCUUUCUUCGUUUAAGUUCGUUUAAGGAUAUCAAAUAAUAAAACGUAAAAAUAUAUAUUAUUUAGAUUGAGAUUAAUACUUUACGUAAGUGGAAAAAAUAAUUUUAUUGAGCUAGUAUGUUGACAAUUUUAAACUUGAGCAGUUCGAAUAAAUAAAAAUCUCCAGACAAUAUAAAUAAUUUACUCUGAAGUCAUGUUGUUCCAUCGCAUCUUGUAAACAACAAGUUUAUAAACCUUUAGAGCGUGUAUUCCGUAGUGAAUUCUUUGCUAAACAAGACAUGUAAGCGGAAAGCAACAAAUAUUGAUAUUGAUACACAGCAACUAAAUUGUGGCAAAAUUUUGCUCUAACUCACCAGCUUUGUUGGAUGCGUCAGCCAAAGUAUUAUAACUUGAACUAAUUGGAGUAUCAAAAGUAAGCAUAAUAUAUAAUAAAUCGGAUAUUAAACAACUAGAAGCUUAAACAGAACGCUGAGAUUAUGUGGGAACAGUUAACUUGAUUUGGAUAGAAUCAUCUUAUAACGCAUAAUUCUACUAAGAGAAAAAUAGCGGAGCUUUGAAAAAAUCUAGCUAUCCUUGAGCGAUGAAGUGCUAUAAAUAUUACAAAGUAUGUGGUUUUGUUAAUUAAAAAUAAAAUAAAGUGAACACAUAAAUUACGAAAACAUAUAAAUUGGGAAGUAGUAUUGCCAUAUCAACAAAUAUAUUUCUACGAGAAAUAAAUACUGAAACUACGAUUUUUCGUUAAUUAUUUGCAUGUCGUUUUCAAAUGAAAUGGCGCACAGUUUAAUAUGUUGCAAUAAUACGUAUAGUAGCUGUCGCCGUGUUGAGCGUAAUAUGUUGGCAACUGAUAGCAAUCGCUGCAAUAUAUUUUUUCUAAAUAAACUACAUUUUACCUGCGACAAAGCAUACAUGACGAAGAAGUUUCGAAGCUGACAUUAUCCCUAACAGCGCAAGGCGUGCAAUUCGCUAUACUACUGAGAAAUAAUUAAAUAAUAAUAAUAAAAUGUGUUAAAUAUAAAAACAAACGUGCUUUCAAACGAAAAUUAGUUUAUAAUAAAAAAAUUUGAACUAACUUUGCAUUAAAAUUCUGCAAUACAAAUUAUUGAUAGUACUAAAUCACGCGUACUUAAUUUUCUCAAUAACGGUAAUAUACAGUUUUAGACAAUAUAAUUUUUCUUUUUCCAAAAAGUUUAACAACGCCAUUAUUUGAAAAUAUUAUCAAUCAAUAAGAUGUAUAAAUAAGUAUGCUGAAUGCAUAAGAGGCAGUGUUGUUUCCGAAAGUCAAAUCGUCAUAUUGUAAACAAUUGUUGCUGGCUGGCUAGCAAAGCAUGUAUUUCAAAAUAAAUUAAAUCCUUGCACUUUCUUGAAAAUAUGGCGUACUACACUGAAAGCCCAAAUAUUUCAACAACAACAACGGAUGGUAAUGCAGAAAAUUGUGCCACGUCUAAAAAAGAGUUUGAUUGCGUCGACAGUUACAACAAGAAAGAUGUGAAGCGGCAUCUGCACAGAUUUGAGCAUAAUAAAAACAAUAUUGCAAAGAUAGAGUGGUGGAACUCGCGGAAUCCAACAGUGCUUGCGCCCAAAUUUGCGUCAAUGAACAAUCACAGUGAUAUGCAGCUUCCAGACCAAAAGUGUGAAUUUUUAGCCGAAAAAAAACUAAAAACCCCACCAGUUUCAAUACCCUUACGGACAUCCAAGGUGCACUUUACCGAGAAUGGCAUCCAGCAAGAUAAAAUGCUUUCAAAUAAUGAUAACUUACGUCAACAUAGCAUCUCCAAUAAUAGCAGUGGUUCAUCGCCUAUAGAUUUACCACCUACGAAACAUGGUAAUGUGAUUUUUCAGCAACAGCAAUUUCACACUAAUAUAUCGAAUAUUUUGCCACCAUCCAAUGAGGCACGCCACAACAGCUUCAAAAACCAUCGCGCCAACGACGAUGAAGAUCAAGUAUCACAAGAUUCUCAACUGCUUGCUAAAGAUCCCAAACCAUGUUUUGGGUUCCUGAAUGCGCAAGAAGAUGAUGAGAUGCAAAUUACUGGUUACAAGCGUUCCUUAUUACGCACCAUAUUAUGUUGGUUCUUCAUAUCGCUGACUGGUGGACUGUUGCGUCUUGUAAUGCAUUGGUGGCGUCAUUGGUACCUGAUUGCAACACACGAGAAAUGUGCACUGGAAAUCGCCGAAAAGGUUUUAAUACAAGAGCACUACCAAGGCAAACACGUAAUAUAUUAUGUGAAGACAGUCGAAGAACUAAAUGCUUCAAUGCCGAUGAAAUCUAUACAACAGCGGGCAGGAUUUUCGCCAAGCUUGCUAGCGAAAAACAGAGCUUCUGGCAAUGAGAACACAUUGACAUUAGAAACGCAGCGAGAAAUUGAAAUUGAUGAGAAGAAUUUUCAUUUUAGUGUGCACUUUUCCUCAGCAUUAUUUAAACAAACUAAAAGUAUGCGUAUAAUCAAUUGCAAACAAUUGCGUUACGUAUGGGACAAUCAAACACAAUCAUUUAACAAAUUAAAAGGACUCGAUGUAAAUGUGUCGAGCGCAUACUUUCAUCAGCAGCGCGGUCUGCCAGUGCAGGAACAAUUGUCACGGCGCUUAGCAUAUGGACCAAAUGAAAUAACAGUGCCCGUUAAAGACCUAAAGACUUUACUAGUUUUAGAAAUGCUUAAUCCUUUCUACGUUUUCCAAAUAUUCUCGGUAAUAUUAUGGUUCACAUAUGACUACUAUUACUAUGCGUGUGUGAUAUUGCUUAUGACAAUGUUUGGCAUUGGCAUGUCAAUUAUACAAACUAAGAAGAAUCAAGAUUCACUGCGUGAAACUGUAAUAAAUAGAGGUUGUGCGAUGGUUGUAUCGGAGACUGGACAAGUGCGCGAAACAGGCACUGAGAGUUUAGUGCCUGGCGAUGUGAUCGAAAUACCCACCAACGGCUGUACUAUGCAUUGUGAUGCCGUACUUCUAUCCGGAAAUUGCAUUCUGGAUGAAUCAAUGCUUACAGGUGAAAGCGUGCCUGUUACAAAAACGCCUUUACCAAUGAAACGUGAUUUGAUAUACGACAAGAAGGAACAUGCAAGACACACACUAUUUUGUGGCACAAAAGUUAUACAAACGCGUUAUAUUGGUUCUGAAAAAGUCUUGGCGAUUGUUGUUAACACUGGCAACAUAACUGCCAAAGGUGGACUUGUACGUUCAAUACUCUAUCCACCACCAGUUGACUAUAAAUUCGAACAGGACUCCUAUAAAUUUAUUGAAUGUUUGGGUUUAAUUGCCUUGAUUGGCUUUAUUUAUACCUUAGUGACGAAGGUAUUACGUGGCGUAGAGCCGGUCAAAAUUGCUGUCGAGUCUUUAGACCUUAUAACAAUUGUUGUGCCACCUGCACUACCAGCUGCCAUGACAGUGGGCCGUUUUUAUGCACAAAAGCGUCUUAAGCUUAAGAAUAUAUAUUGUAUUUCACCACGUUCAAUUAAUGUUGCUGGCAGUAUUGAUUGCUGUUGUUUCGACAAGACAGGCACGCUAACGGAAGAGGGUUUAGACAUGUGGGGUGUAGUGCCGAAAACUGUUACAAAUGAAUUUCAAAUGCCCAUCAAACAGAUACAGCGCUUACCUUUUGAUAAUUUCUUAUUUGGCAUGGUGACAUGUCAUUCCAUAACUAUUAUGAAUGGCAAACUGAUGGGUGACCCACUAGAUUUGAAGAUGUUUGAGUCUACUGGAUGGAUUUUAGAAGACCAAAAAAAUGUGCCAGACAGCCAAAAGUAUGGUCUAAUACAUCCCACCAUCGUGAGACAACCAAAAAAAGAAUUUGAUGCUGAGUUGCCGCAGAAUGCGGAGUUGCCAGUACAACGGCAAUCAUCGAUUGACGAUUUACUGGCGGAUGUUGGUCUACUUAAUGGUGAAACGAACAAUGAUCAUGGUAUUGUGCGUGAAUUUCCAUUUACAUCUAACUUGCAGCGCAUGUCCGUUAUUACGCGUCGUCUGAGUGGUUCUAAUUUUAAUGUAUACUGCAAGGGCUCACCUGAGAUGCUGCAGCAACUUUGCCAACCAUGCAGUUUGCCAGAGAAUUACUCCCAGCAAUUGGCGUUUUUCGCCAAACGUGGAUACCGUAUUAUUGCAAUGGCUUAUAAACCCCUCAGCCCUAAAAUGAGUUAUAUUAAGGCGCAACGUUUGGCACGUGAAAUAGUUGAGAGCGAUUUGGAGUUUCUUGGUUUCGUUGUGAUGGAGAACCGCCUGAAACCGGAUACAACGGAGGUGAUAGCAACAUUAACAAAUGCUAACAUACGUACGGUUAUGAUAACUGGCGAUAAUCUUCUGACAGCGAUAAGUGUGGCACGUGAUUGUGGUAUUGUUUCAACGGAACAAGCAGUGGUCACGGUAAACGCACGACAAGUACUAAAAAAAGAACGUUAUGAGUAUGAACUCUAUUACACGCUUGAGAUAGGCGGUACGGACGAUACUACUAAGGAAUUAGUAAAUGGUGCGGAUAUAAUAUCACUACAAUCAUCCGUAAACAACUCGGCUGAUGGAAAUUAUCGCAUUUUUAAUGGUGAUAUUACAUCCUUAAGUAGCGUUUCAUUGACACUACCCAACAGUAGUAGUCUAGCGAGUGUGGAGACUUGUGAAACGUGGACGCAUCAAGAUCCUGAAUUGGGUUUGGUUAACGCUAAACACGAGAAGAAAGACCUCUCGCCAACCUGGCGUAACAAUUAUAAAUUCGCAAUGAUCGGUAGAACAUGGCAAAUUAUACGCGACAAUUUUCCGUAUGAAUUAAAGAAUUUCGUUGUACGUGGUGCUAUUUUUGCGCGUAUGUCACCGGAACAAAAGCAGGCAUUAAUAAUGGAACUGCAACAGCUUGACUACUGCGUCGCUAUGUGCGGCGAUGGUGCAAACGACUGUGGUGCUUUGAAAGUGGCGCAUACUGGCAUUUCGUUGAGCGAAAGUGAGUCGGCAAUUGCGUCGCCAUUUACAUCGCGUAAUCCAACAAUUGAAUGUGUGCCAAAUGUCAUCAAGGAAGGCAGAGCCGCAUUAGUAACGUCAUUUGGUAUAUUUAAAUACAUGGCUGCAUAUUCCAUGGUACAAUUCAUAUCAGUUAUGAUUCUAUAUUCCAUUGACUCCAACUUGACGGAUAAACAGUAUUUAUAUGUUGAUUUGGGACUGAUAUCUGUGUUCGCAUUUUUCUUCGGCAAAACCGGCGUGUACGUUGGACCACUCGCUAAGCAAGUCCCAUUAAGCUCGCUUAUCUCCUUAGCGCCACUAUCAUCAAUUAUAUUGCAUUUACUUGUCGUGGUGGGAUUCCAAACGGCCGGUUGGUUCCAGUUGCAUCAGCAGGUCUGGUUUAAACCUUUCAAACACAGUGAUGAAGAUCACUUAGGGUGCACCGAAAACUACACUAUGUUCGCCAUAUCCAGUUUUCAGUAUAUUAUACUCGCAUUUAUAUUUUCUAAGGGCGCGCCAUACCGCAAACCGAUUUGGUCGAAUAUUCCACUAUCGCUCUCAAUGCUUAUAAAUCUUGCAAUCGUUUGUUAUUUAGUUAUUUACCCCUCGCAAUGGAUGCGAGAGUUUUUCCAACUGGUUGUACCCGACGAUUUCGGCUUCCGAUAUUGGAUGUUAUUUUAUGGAGUGGUGAAUUUUGUGGUGCAUGUAAUUGUUGAGGCAUUCGUCGUGGAGUAUUUACUGUUUCAAAAAGUGCAGGUGCGUCGUGACAGAAACAUGCAAAAAUCGAAGCGAAAAUAUAUGCAUGUGGAAUACGAUUUGCGUUGUUGCAAGAGUUGGCCGCCCAUAUCACAGUCUUGUGAAGCAUUCGAUUGUUCAGCACCGCUGGAAGAGAAUAAACCCACGUAUAUAGAGAUAAGUGCCGAACAAAACUUCGACACGCCUGCAUCACAAAAUAAUGCAUUAAAUAGUUUUUUUGGUACGGAAACAAUUCAAGCCGUACAAACUUUGCCAACGGUAGCCGAGUGCGGUGUGCUUAGUGAAUCCGAAACCACCCAGUCGCUGUUGAAGGAGAAGCAAACGAGCAGUGGUGAUACGAAUGUGAACCACAUUUCAUGAGAUUUAAAUUUUCUCACGGCAAUAACCUUAUAUCUACUUACGGUUUCUAAGUAUAAUUACUUGUGUAUUGUAAGUUAUU